AUGGUGCUGCAAAGCAAGGACCUCGGUAUAGACACCGAAGAAGUAGAGGAAGUUCUACUGGAGACCGAGUGGUCCUCGGAAGACGUUACCACGAUCCAGGCCAAGGCUGAACAGUGCACUCUAGUGCUGGCCGCGCCCGCAGACGAGGCUUAGAUAACGGCGGGGGCGGCGUGAACCUGUGGCGUUGUAUUGCGACUUGCGAAUAGAGCGCUUUCGUGCGAAGCUUAUGACUAGUGAGGCCUAGUGAGAUACAAGCCUUGCUGC
Phanerochaete carnosa HHB-10118-sp is the source of this 264-nucleotide messenger RNA. RefSeq lists its product as uncharacterized. The record is from RefSeq and is a predicted model, not a curated record. Bases 1 to 153 code for a protein of 50 amino acids. The transcript has 2 exons. Lineage: Eukaryota; Fungi; Basidiomycota; Agaricomycetes; Polyporales; Phanerochaetaceae.